CGUGUGUGUGUGUGUGUGUGUGUGUGUGUGUGUGUGUGUGUGUGUGUGUGUGUGUGUGUGUGUGUAAUUUAAAGUAAAUUAAAAUUAUUUUUAAUACUACACUACAGCAGCUAGCUUUCACUGGAGCAAACCAAAUCACUCGGCCUCGUUACCAAAGUCAACAAACUUCAAACAAAUGUGACUUUUCUUAGCCCAUGAAUACAACAAUGUGAAGUAUUAGGAAACCAAGAUUUACCAAAGUUAGCAAUCUGCUCUUGUGCAAACACGGCAACCAGUGUGGUCUCGACUGAACACAAUCAACAAGUUAUUAUAUCCACCAUGCAAAAAAAUCGCCCAACUGAGAGCAGAAAAGAGUGAGCUAAACUUUAUCUAUCAACUCAUGCUGGCAGAGAAUCAUAAGGCAAAGCAAAACAUCAGCAAACUGAACGAACAAAUCACAACAUUGAUAUCGGUCAAAAGCCACAGUUGGAAUAUCGACUUACAGACGACGGCCAGUCAUCGUACGAUUGGUUGUACCUUCUCGAAGGAAAGAUUGUUGUUGCUGCAUUCUUUUUGCUCUUUCUUGUUUCCUUCAUUGCAUGUGAGCAUCGAUCUGUUUUUGUGUAAAGAAGCGUAGUGGCAGCAAGUUGGCGAGGAAGUAAGUACAAUGUGCAGAUGACAAACAUGGCAUUUGAUUACAGAAAUAGGGAAUAUAGACUGUACAUCAUAUAUGCCAGACAGAGAGUAUCUUCUCAAUUAAUUAUUAAGUGAGAAAGUUUGCUUUCUAGAUUGUCUGCAAGAAGAGAUUUGUGACGUGCUAUAGUAUUCAUAUGCUGAAUAUCUACGUAGCUUGCCUCUUCAUUCUAUUUUUACUAGCAACUUUCAGUUUGUAUUGGUCUAGAUGACUGGCUGUUUCAUAUAGCUGAUUUAAUUAAUUGAUGUUGAUGUUCUCCUAAAACAUGGAGCGAGUCCCCAACAUGAGAGUAAGUCGGAAGGAUCACCACUGGAGAUUGCCAAGGAACAUGGUUGCAGUGAUGUGGUUGAGCUGAUGAAAGAAGCCAUAAGAUCAAAGACACCAAAGAGAGAGGAGCUCGUAGCUACAGUGAUGUUACUGAAAAGACAGCUGGCAGAGAAAGACGUGCAAUUACAAUCAAAAAGCAAAGAAGUGGCAGAUAAAGACAGGAAGGUGGCAUCUUUGAAAGCACGAUUGGCAAGAAUCAGAGACGUAGCUAAUGUUGAGAGUGAUGAGGUUGUGGAAGAUGAUGUGACUGCAGCCAGAGUUCAAUCUACUGCUAGCUCGAGUGCUCAGUCAACAGAGAAUGAUCAUAGAUGUGAUCCGUAUUCUUGUCGAGUUCUACGGGCAAUUCAAGGAGUUGGCUCUACCAGAUGGUAUCCACUCGGUCGUGAUUGUGAUGAAACACCAGAUCACCUGAACAAAUUCACUGUUCAUGUCAACGAUUGUGAUAAAGUUCAAGCUUUAUUUGAUGUGAUGGCACAGAAAGUAGGAGAAAAACAAGCAGCAGACAAACUACUUGACGCUUGCAAAACAUACAAAGCCCAAUAUAUGCGUCAGUCAAAGAAGCAAUGGACAAAAUGUAAUUUGGGAAGGUGUUUUUGAAUUGCAUAUUAAUAGUGUUGUUGUAGUUAAAUGUCCACAAUUGUGAUUUGUUGUCAUUUUUAAUUCGAACGUAGCAGUCUAGUGAUGUGUGUGUGUGUGUGUGUGUGUGUGUGUGUGUGUGUGUGUGUGUGUGUGUGCGUGU
Corticium candelabrum is the source of this 1739-nucleotide messenger RNA. RefSeq lists its product as uncharacterized. NCBI's taxonomy places the organism in Eukaryota, Metazoa, Porifera, Homoscleromorpha, Homosclerophorida, Plakinidae. The record is from RefSeq and is a predicted model, not a curated record. The transcript has 6 exons. The coding region runs from base 1028 to 1597 and encodes 189 amino acids.